GUCCAGACCAUGCUUGGGGACUAGGAAUGACAAGCUCCACCAUUUUAGGGCUUCACGCCUUGAGCGCUGGUACAUUGGGAUGGCUAUUAUAAUUUUCAUAUAUGGCACCGGACUUGCCCCGAUAAGUAAGCGGGCUUGGGCACGAAAACAGGAUCUGAUUCUCUCAAAUGAAACGUUGGAACAAGAUGGUAAGAAUCUCUCGAUGUCCCGUCCUGCCAACCCCAUUGUUCCUAUCCAUAUGUUCCACCAAUACGUUGUCAUCUAUAUUACGCUUUCCUCUAUUCCAUUACCACUCAUAUUCACCAGGCCGGCUGGAUUGUGAAUUAUCAACAUGCGCCCCUCAAUCCCAUGUCGGACCAAACGAUCUCGGGGACUAUUCGAAUAAUCAUCCUACCCGCAACUUCAAUUAUCCGCGAAACAUUGCGCACUGUAGUAGUUGUUUUUACGCUGAGAACUCCCUUCUCACAUCUUGGGCGAGACUGGGUCCUUUCGGGCAAGCUUCCAGAUCGGGGUGCCUGCUGUGGGGGUGCUGGUGUAUGUUAUCCCGGAUCCUUGUGCUGACGAGGGCAGGGUGUGAGGAAAGCUGCGUCAAUCAGAAUGGGUUGCAAGCUUGAACGUAUAGCUCGUACAUCUAGCUUUAGGGGCUAGCUCUGGUCAUUUCCUUCACUUAUCAUCCAGGAGAAAACCUCAGUGAUGCACAGAUAGAGCUCGAAAUACUUGUAAAGGUGUACGGGUAUAUUCGAAUUCCUUUUGAUUCAUGCUCGGGUGCUGCACUCCAGAGCCUUGUCCUGCCCCUCUCAUUCCCAAUCGUUCGGGCUGCCGUAUUAUGGCACUACCCAG
This is a messenger RNA of Cantharellus anzutake, 840 nucleotides long. RefSeq lists its product as uncharacterized. The record is from RefSeq and is a predicted model, not a curated record. The transcript is spliced from 4 exons. Lineage: Eukaryota; Fungi; Basidiomycota; Agaricomycetes; Cantharellales; Hydnaceae. The coding region runs from base 168 to 614 and encodes 148 amino acids.